AUGACAUAAUUUAUUUGCGUCACGAUUUUGUCUGCUUUUUUUGCUCUUCUUGGGUAGGCAUCUGAAUGUGGUAAUGAUCAAUUUUAUGCUAAGAAUCUUUGAUAUAAGAGUUUACAAUAAUUGGAACAGUGAAUGAGUCUUUAUCUUGGGAUAUGAGAAAGAAUUUUUUUAGAGGAAGUGAUUUGAAAUUCAAUGUUUCUUUACCAGGUCGUCCAUAUAUGGAUACAUAUGAGCCUAUUUAAUAGAUGGGAUUUGGUACUAACCAUGGAGAUGAAGGUAUAUUUGAUAAUAUAUAUCUUUUCAGAUAUUGGUAUCAUCCUUACUUUAAAGCCUAGAGUUAAUUAAGAAACAAGAGCUUGGAUGAAUGAUUUCAUAUUUUUAGAGUAAAAUGAAACAGAUGUGGAUAUUCAUUAUUCAAUCAAGUAAAUAUUGAUAUCAUAUUAUUUUUAGUGAUCCAAUGAAUACUCGUUAAACACCAUAUUUCUCUGAUUUCAUUACAGUACAUAAAAGUGAUUCCUUAGUUUGUUUUGAUGCUGAUUUUGUCACUGAGACAACUAUUAUUGUAGAUUGUACUACAGCAUUGGCUGGGAUAGCUAAUGGAUUCAUUUUUAUAGAUGUUAAGACUGGAGAGAAACAUAUAUAAAAUAAUGAUAAUCCUCAUAAUUAUAAUAAAACAAAAGCAAGAAGGAUUGCUACUCUUAAUUAUACAGGUAAGAGUUCAGAUGGAUUUUCGGCACCUGCUAAAUCAUAUUUAUUUAGAGGUGAACCUGCAUGGGCAACAGAGAAUAAUACAUAAGAUAAAUUAGAUAAAGAUUGUGAACUUGAAGUUUUCUUGAUUGAUAUAAAAUCUGAGGUUGAUUAAAAAUAUGUGGCUAUGUUGAAUGUUACAAUAUUAAAAACUUUAUUACCUGAACCAGUAGAAAAUUUCUCUUUAAUUGAUUUUCAAGUUGAACCUAAUGGAGAAUUAUAUGUUUUAGAUGCAUUUAAUGGUGUAUAUGUAUUAGAAUUAACAAAUACUAAUUAAUUUAAAUUAUUGUAACAUUUUGAAAAUCCAUCAAAAGAAUAAAUUUAUGCAUUUGAUUUCAAUUAUUUAGGUAAUCCAGAUGGAACUUAUACUUAACAUUUAGUAUUAGCAUAUAAAAAUAAAGUUGUUGUUUUUGAAAAUUUCAGUUAAAAAUUUACAUUCUAAUUACCUCAUUAAGCUGUAUAUGGAGAAUUGAAAUUAUCAAUGAGUUAAGAGUUUUUAGUAAUUGUCUAAAAAUAAGGAACUUAUUUAUAUCAUAUACAAGAAACUAUGUUACUUUUUAAGAAUGAAGAAUAUUUUGAAUAAGUUCUUGUUAAUCCAUAUUAUCCUGAUAUGAUUGGAAUUAAUUAAUAAAGAGCAUAUAGAUAUGGACUUAGUAAAGGAUAUUUGUAAAUGUUUUCAUAAAAAGAACCUACUGCAACCUAAAUUUAAUUUAAUCUUAAUUCAUGGCCAUAAAAUGGUGUUAAAAUGUGUUCAAUAUUAAUAAAAUGUACAAUCUUAUAAUAAAAUGAUACUAAUAUAUAUAGAACAUCAAAUGAUCCUUUUCCAGAUUAAAUUGUUUAUCCUUCAAAAUCAAUAGUUGUAGAUCUAUUAGCAUCUGGACCUAGUUUAAUGUAUAAAUAACUAGUCAAUAAUUCAAAUGUAGAUGUGACAUUAGAUUCUAUGUGGGAAGUAUUUGUAAAAGGUGUUGAUUUACCAGAUGCUAAAGAUGUUGUCUAUGCAGAUUUAUUAGUUUUAGAUCAAGGUGAUAGAGUAUAUUUCCUCUUUUAAACACCAGAUCAAAAUUGUACUAUGAUUAGAUGUAGUAAUCAAGAUCUAAAGAAUACAACUCUAUAAAAAUGUACUUAAAUAGAUUAGUUUCAUGUUCCAUUUGUAUUAAAUAAAACUAAGAACUCUUUUACUUGGUGGUAAACUUAUAAUAUGGUCACUUAUGUUUAUUAGGAAAGUGAUUUCUUAGUAAAAGUUUUCACAAGUUCUGGUUCAAGUUAAGAAACUGGUAAGAUAGAGUUUGAUUCUAAAGAUUUAACUAAUAAGAUUAAUUCAUUUGUAUAUCUUUAAAAUGCAGUCUUUUUAGUUUAAUCAGCUAAAUAUUAAAUAAGUGUUUGGAGUGUAAGAGGAGAUAUAAAAGAAUUAUAUGUAAUUAAUUAGAAUGUACUAAGAUAAUAAGGAUAUAAUGGUACUUUCAUUCCUAAAGCUGUAUUUGGUAAUCCAAAAAUCAGAGGAUAGAUAGUAUUCAUUUAAACAUAAGAAGAAAUCUUAAUUGGAGAAUUUGCAAAUGGAAACAAUAUUCAUAUUUUUCAUUUGAUGCACAUUAUACCUAUAAUAUAAAAAUCUCAAGUAAGUAUUGCUAUUGGUCCUCUUACAUUUACUAUUGUUCAAAAAACAGCUAGUGAAUAAAUCAUUGAAGAAUAUAAUUGGGAACAUUUACAAUUAAUUACAUUAAAUAAGAGAUUGCCACUUUAUAAGUAUUAAUUAUAAGAACCAUUAAAUAUUGAUUAUUGUUCAUAAUCAGGAUGGCUAUUUGUAAGAGCUAUUGAUACUGCACUCUAAGAAACUGUAAUUUUAGUUUAUGAACCAAAUGUAUUAUCUCAUGUUUCAUUACACAAAGUCAUUCAAACUGGUUAUAAAAUCAAUGAUGUAUUUGAUAUGGCAGUUGAUGGUAAUUCAUAAAUGUUUAUCUACUUUAAUGAUAAUAAAGUUAAUAAAUUUAUAACUCUAUUAUAAGAUGCUGUUUUAACAAUUGAACCUAAAGAAGAUGUUCUAUAGUAUGUAAAUAAACUUGAAACAAGUGUUUAGAUUAGUAGUGCUUUAGGUGGAACACCUUUAGUAGUAAAUGAAAAAAUUAAAUUAAUGAAUACAGACUCUAAAAUAAUAGUAAAAUAAAGUUCACUUGAUAAAUACAAGUAUAUGUUUUAAUUUAAGAAAAAUGAUAAUGAUCAAUCUUUAGAGAUUAAAUCUGAUUGGUAUAUUGGAUAACCAUAUGAUCUUUUUGUUUUAUGUGAAUAAUGUGGGGAUUAAGUUUUGAUUGAACCAUAAAUUGUUAAGAGUUCUAAUGGAUCUGAUAUGAAAUUUGUAAUAUAUGAUGGUACAUAAUUUGAUAGUGAUACUCUUGUUUAUCAGGCAGAUAAAUCAUUAAUAUUCUAACAUAAAAAUGGUUCAUUUUUGAAUAGAAUCAAUUUAGAAGCAUCCCUUGGUGAAGGAUAAAGAUGUGAAUUAUUGACUGUUACAAAAGAUAGUAAACAUAUUAUAAGUACUGUUAUUGGAAUUGGUGAUAUUUAUGUUUUAGUUAAUGAAUGUACUGGAACUAAAUGUUAAUAAUAUUAAUAAGGAGAAGUUUCAUUAGCUGGAGUAACAUAAGCUAUAAAAAUGAGAUUUGUAUUUGGACGUAAUUUCAUUGUUCUCAAUACAGAUCCUGUUAAUUAUUCUAAAUUUGAAAGUAGUAUUAUUGUAUACUCAUUUAAUACAAGUAAUAAUUAAUUCACCAUUCUUUCUUAAAAAGUAAUCAAUACAAAAUAUUUGGGUGCUACAUCUUAAGUAUAAAUUGCUGAUUUUUGUCAUCUUACUGUUAGUGAAUCUAUAUAUGCUAUCUUAUUUACAGAUAUUACAAAAGGAGUUUGGAUUGUUAAUCUUGGUUCUAAUGUUGAUGGUUCAGUAACAGAAUUAAAUAAAGAAUUAUUAAAUCUUAGAGGAUAUGAACAUGAUUAAUAUUAUCUUUAAGAUGAUACACAUUUCCAUUAACUUAAAAUAUUAUCUUAAGAAUAAUCUGAUAAAAUAUUUAAGAUUUAAUUAUUAGUUACAACAUCAAAUGUUGCUAAUUAUAUAUUCUAUUUUGAAUUAGAUAUAUCAUCCAAAACUGGAGUUUCAUAUAUUAAAUAAUCAUUGAAAUUAUAAUAAAUCCUAUUUAAUUAUGGAGAUUGGAAAUCAGCCAAUAAAAUGUCAUUUGCAGCCAAUCAUGUCUCUGUUGCUUAUACAGAUGGCAAUGAAGUUGUCUUAGCUGUCUAUUAUAUUGAAGUUAAAAAACUUGAUGAAGUCAGAACAGUUCCAUUUAUCUAUGGUAUUAGAGCUGAUUACAAUUAACCAUUACCAGCAGAUUUUGCUAUGAUCAUGUCAUAAUAUUAAAAUUAAGUAAAUAUUUUAUAUUAUUUAUAUAGACUUAUCUCUAUGCCAAUAUUGAAUAUGAUAGUUAAUUCUCUGAACAUACUGUCUAUAGAUAUACUAUUAAUGAUAAACCAAAAUUAAUAUUAAAAAAUUGUAUCACUCUAAAAGAAUAAGAUUUAGAAAUCUAUGCAGUUAAUCAUUUUGGAGCUGCAUCUGGAAAAACAAGAUUAUGGGAUUCUGAUAAUGUACCUGAUGAUGAUGAUUCUAGUAGGUAAUAAAUUAUUCUAAAACUAGUUCUAAUUGGUGGUGGAUUACAUUAAUUGUUAUUUUCGGAGUUGCCAUCCUUGGAGCAGGUGGAUUCUUUUUGUACAAGAAAUUUGGUAAAAAAGGAGUUGAACCUUUAUUAGGUUGA
This is a messenger RNA of Paramecium pentaurelia, 4535 nucleotides long. Lineage: Eukaryota; Ciliophora; Oligohymenophorea; Peniculida; Parameciidae. The record is from the annotation of a GenBank genome assembly.